Olea europaea var. sylvestris is the source of this 977-nucleotide messenger RNA. RefSeq lists its product as uncharacterized. The transcript has 6 exons. The coding region runs from base 79 to 726 and encodes 215 amino acids. Lineage: Eukaryota; Viridiplantae; Streptophyta; Magnoliopsida; Lamiales; Oleaceae. The record is from RefSeq and is a predicted model, not a curated record.
AAAAUAUAUUUCCAAAUUGUUGUAAUAAUACAAGACGUGCAGUUCUUGAUUGAUCAGUGGAGCAUUUUUCCUUAAUCCAUGGGUGCAUCGGAAUCAUCUCUUUUAGGUUCCCAGUUUAAUUUCGGUAAGAAUCCCGAUGAUGGAAUCACCACCGUCUCCGAGCGUACACAAGAUGUCGACCCCAUUUUGGAGAGGCUUCAAUCACUCAAAAUUACGACACCGAUACUGACCUCAGCGCCGACCGAGAGUAGCUUGACUGAAAUUUUGGUCAGGAAACCAUCUUCUAGCUCAACUUCUGGUAAUGUAAAUCCUAAUGUUCUACUGGAGCUCUUUGCGAUGUACCGUGACUGGCAAGAGAAGAAGGCUCAAAAGAUUAUUCACAGACAGGAAGAUAUUGAAAACAAAAUAGAAGUUGCAGAUGCUUUGGCAGUUAAGCUUCUUCAACGUUUCAAUUACUCGGUCGCUGCAAUGAAAUCAACCUCUUGUCAUCUGUCAGAAGUCCAUGCCCUUCAAGUGGAUCUCGGAGAGUUGAAAGGAAGACUGACUGAGGUAAUUAGUAAUUGCGACUCGUUAUGCAAGAGAAUUGCUACCGAGGGACCAGAAUCGCUGCAAUCUUCAAUCAAGCCUUUUAAAGUAGCCUCCAUUGACGAGAAGACCAGCUCUGUCUCUUCAUCUAUGCAACUACCUGCACAGGAAUCGAAUCAAUUGCCACAGCAGGACAGUUAGUUCUUUUUUCCUUUAUUUAUUUGUAUUUGUACAUGUUUCUUGUCACAGAAUACAAUUAUAGAAGGCAGCUGAACGACAACACGUAAAUGAUUUAAACAAUGAAAUGUUGUGUCUGCCUUGUCUAUCUGGAAUUUAAGUGGUUGAAAGGACUGAUACCAUUAUUAAUUUGAGGAUAGGAAAUGAGACAAGUUUGUACAAUUUCAAUUAUUUUCCAGGGAAAUUUUUAUGAUCGCUAGUAUCCAUACCUUGCA